CCCCACUUGCCAACAACAAAAAAAAAUAUCUUAUACUCAUACACCCCCCCUCCCCAAAAUCUUUCAAUUUCUUGAAAAAGCAGCCGCCUUUAUUCUCUCAAUCUGUUUCUUUACAAUCUUUAUACAUUAAGGAGGAAAUGGAUCGGUCCAUGGUGCCGGGUAUGGAUCUACCGAUCAUGCAUGAUAGUGACCGGUAUGAUUUGGUUAAAGAUAUUGGGGCUGGGAACUUUGGAGUUGCUAGGCUUAUGAGAGAUAAACAGACCAAAGAACUUGUUGCUGUUAAGUAUAUUGAAAGAGGCCAAAAGAUAGACGAGAAUGUUCAAAGGGAAAUCAUCAAUCACAGGUCUCUUAGACAUCCUAACAUAGUUAGGUUCAGAGAGCUCAUAUUGACACCGACCCAUUUGGCGAUUGUGAUGGAAUAUGCUUCCGGGGGCGAAUUAUUCGAUAGAAUUUCCAAUGCAGGGCGCUUCAAUGAGGAUGAGGCCCGGUUCUUCUUUCAACAACUUAUAUCUGGUGUCAGUUACUGUCACUCUAUGCAAGUUUGUCACCGCGAUUUGAAGCUAGAGAACACUUUGUUGGAUGGAAGCCCGGCUCCCCGUUUGAAGAUUUGUGAUUUCGGUUACUCCAAAUCCUCAGUGCUGCAUUCGCAGCCAAAAUCGACAGUCGGUACACCAGCAUACAUAGCUCCUGAAGUGUUGCUCAAGCAAGAAUAUGAUGGAAAGAUUGCAGAUGUGUGGUCAUGUGGGGUGACAUUAUACAUCAUGCUCAUUGGCGGCUACCCGUUUGAAGACCCUAACGAACCAAAAGAUUUUCGCAAGACGAUUCAUAGAAUUCUUCAUGUUCAGUAUUCAAUUCCAGAAAACAUUCAGAUAUCCCCUGAAUGUCGGCACCUCAUCUCAAGAAUAUUUGUGGCAGACCCUGCACAGAGAAUCACCAUGGAUGAGAUAAAGAGGCAUGAUUGGUUUCUAAAGAACCACCCCGCUAACCUCAUGGACGAAGAUAAGACGAUGAGCAACCAGUUUGAAGAGCCUGAUCAACCGAUGCAGAGUGUGGACACAAUUAUGCAGAUUAUAUCGGAAGCCACCAUUCCACCUGCAGGCCUAUAUGAUCUUGAUAUGAUGGAUGAUGAUGAUCUUGAUGACUUCGACUCUGACCCUGACGAACUUGAUAUCGAUAGCAGUGGUGAGAUCAUAUAUGCUAUGUAAUGGUCGAAGCUAUAUACACGUUGUUGUAAGUUUUCAUGUAUGUAGAAUUGUUUACGGGUUGUGGUAACAUGUCAAGAUGGGAGUCAGGGUUGUGUUUUUUGAAUCUUGGGUAGGUCCUUUUUUCAUGGGCUUUUCCGCGAAAGAAAAAAGGACCUGACCCUUUUGGUAUUACCACUGGAGUUGAAUAUAUACGCCGAUUGUUGUUUCGUGUACGCCUUUUUUGUAUUACAGAAUGAUCAAUCUGGAGCAAUAACUAUUAUUUCCAUG
Molecule: messenger RNA, 1472 nt
Organism: Helianthus annuus (common sunflower)
Lineage: Eukaryota; Viridiplantae; Streptophyta; Magnoliopsida; Asterales; Asteraceae
Product: serine/threonine-protein kinase SRK2E
Exons: 10
Coding region: 138-1205 (355 amino acids)
Biological process (GO): protein phosphorylation; intracellular signal transduction
Cellular component (GO): nucleus
Molecular function (GO): ATP binding; protein serine/threonine kinase activity
Source: RefSeq, a predicted model, not a curated record